Messenger RNA from Perognathus longimembris pacificus (Pacific pocket mouse), 3375 nucleotides. RefSeq names its product synapse defective Rho GTPase homolog 1 (gene Syde1). The record is from RefSeq and is a predicted model, not a curated record. The transcript is spliced from 8 exons. Gene Ontology annotation, biological process: signal transduction. NCBI's taxonomy places the organism in Eukaryota, Metazoa, Chordata, Mammalia, Rodentia, Heteromyidae. Bases 29 to 2272 code for a protein of 747 amino acids.
GGCGCACUGGGCCCGGCCAGGGCCCAGCAUGGCCGAGCCGCUGCUCCGCAAGACCUUCUCCCGCCUGCGGGGCCGGGAGAAGCUGCCCCGCAAGAAGUCGGACGUGAAGGAGCGCGGCCGCCCUGUCCAGCGCCCGGAGCCCAGCCCUCCAGAGCCAGAGCCCCAGCCCUUAGAGGAGUCUCGGGCUGGAGCAGAGGGUCCCCCCAGCCCGGAAUCUGCAGCCCGCAGCCCUGCCCGGGGUGCCUACCUGCAAAGCCUGGAGCCCAGCAGCCGCCGAUGGGUCCUGGGUGGGGCCAAGCCCCCAGAGGAAGCCGUUUUGGGGCCCGGCUCCCCGAGCAGUGGGGAGCCCGCCGGCGAGAUCUGGUACAACCCCAUCCCUGAGGAGGACCCCAGAUUGCCGGCGCCCAAGCCCUCGGGGUCCCCGCUGGACUUCGCUGAGCCUGACGGCACAAUUCUGGUCCCUGACACCUCCCCUCCCGCAGGCCCCGUGACCAAAGCCUCCCGCACCAAGUCCCCGGGCCCAGCGCGCCGCCUGUCCCUGAAGAUGAAGAAGCUGCCGGAGCUGCGGCGCCGCCUAAGCCUGCGGGGCUCCCGGGUGGGCCGGGAGCGGGAGCGGGCCGGGGCCGCCCCAGCAGGGUCAGUCAUCAGCCGCUACCACCUGGACAGCAGUGUGGGGGCCCUGGGACGGGCAGCCGGGGCUGGGGGUCCCCGGGGCCCGAGGACUGGGUACCUCAGCGACGGUGACUCCCCGGAGCGCCCCGCGGGGCCCCUGGCUCCCACCGCCUUCCGACCCUACCAGGUGAGUCCCGCAGCCCAGACGCCCCCCGCUGCUAUCUGGGGGCGCCUCAGCCUGCACCUGUACGGGCUCGGGGGUCUGCGGCCGGCCCCGGGGGCCACUCCCAGAGACCUCUGCUGCCUACUGCAAGUGGACGGGGCCGCCCGGGCCCGCACGGGGCCUCUGCGAGGCGGCUCCGACUUCCUGCGCCUGGACCACACGUUCCACCUAGAGCUGGAGGCCGCGCGCCUACUGCGGGCCCUGGUGCUGGCCUGGGACCCUGGAGUGCGGCGACACCGGCCCUGUGCCCAGGGCACCGUGCUGCUGCCCGCACUCUUCCGAGGGUGCCAAGCCCAGCAGCUGGCCAUCCGCCUGGAACCCCAGGGGCUGCUGUAUGCCAAGCUGACCCUGUCGGAGCAGCAAGAUGCCCCAGCUGCCGUGGAGCCCCGCGUCUUCGGGCUGCCCUUGCCACUCCUGGUGGAGCGGGAGCAAGCCCCUGGCCAGGUGCCCCUCAUAAUCCAAAAGUGUGUGGAGCAGAUUGAGCGCCGAGGACUUCGGGUAGUGGGGCUGUACCGUCUGUGUGGCUCUGCAGCAGUGAAGAAAGAGCUUCGGGAUGCCUUUGAGCGAGACAGUAAGGCUGUCUGCCUCUCCGAGGACCUGUACCCCGAUAUCAACGUCAUCACAGGCAUCCUCAAGGAUUAUCUUCGGGAGCUGCCCACUCCACUUAUCACCCAGCCUCUCUAUCGGGUGGUGCUGGAAGCCAUGGCCCAGGGACCCCCAAACAGGGCUCCCCCGGGUGCUAAGGGCACCCGAGGGCUCCUCAACUGCCUGCCUGAUGUGGAAAGGGCAACACUGACGCUACUCCUGGACCACCUGCGCCUUGUCUCCUCCUUCCACACCCACAACCGCAUGACCCCACAGAAUCUGGCCGUGUGCUUCGGACCUGUGCUGCUACCAGCACGCCAGGCACCAGCACGCCAGACACCAGCCCGGCCCCGAGUCCGCAGUUCCGGCCCAGGCGUUGCCAGCGCUGUAGACUUCAAGCGCCACAUCGAGGUGUUGCAUUACCUGCUGCAGUCCUGGCCAGAUCCCUGCCAGGCCCCAGAGGCUCCGGAAGUUGCAACAUACUUGCGGCCCAAACGACAGUCACCACCGAGGCACUUGCCUCUAGCUGGGCCAGAAGUGGUGACUCGACCCCGCUACCGCAGAGGCCCGGAAAGCCCUCCAAGCAACCGCUACGCUGGUGACUGGAGUGUGUGCGGGCGGGACUUCCUCCCUUGUGGGCGGGACUUCCUGUCGGGGCCCGACUACGACCACGUGGCAGGCAGCGACAGCGAGGACGAAGACGACGAUGAGAAUGGCGAGUCACGGGGUACUGCCGACUUUGAGGAUGAGUUCGAUGCGCCCUUCAACCCACACCUGAAUCUCAAAGACUUUGAUGCUCUCAUCCUGGACCUGGAGCGGGAGCUCUCCAAGCAGAUUAAUGUAUGCCUCUGAGUCUGUCAAGCAGGGCAGGACCCUGGUUACCAAGGACAGGCAUCCUGGUUACUAAGGACACUGGUUACCAAGGACCAGUGCUCUGGUUAGUGAGGACAGAGAAUUUGGUUACUAAGGACCAGGAACCCAAUUACCAAGAAUGGGGACCCUGGCUAUAGGCAGGGCCCAAUUGUUCAAGAGGACUCCAGUUGCUCACCAUGUGCUCCUUGUUCUUAGGGACCAGUCUCCCAUGCUGAGAAUCAUUCCUCAUUUCUAGCACCCAGUGUUUCGACACUAGUUGCAAUAGCCAGGCACUGGGGGGAUCUUAGGGUCUAGCUUUCAUGACCAUGUUUUCUGAGUGCCAGGGAUUCUCCUUCUGCCAAAAGGCAGUUCUGCUUGCCAGGCUGGCCUCUCUUGCCUCUUCCCCUUUGCAGGGGAAACACCAGUUACUGUAUCACCCUGGGGUGAGACACACACACACACACACACCCCAGUUCUCUUGCUGCCAACCAAAUCAGUAUUAGCUUUGAGCACUGAACUGUUUCUCCCUCCCCUUUCUGGAUCGAAGGACCCCCAUAAAGCACUGUGAGGGUAAUAGCCCCUAUCCUGGCUCCAGCCCAAUAGGGGCUGCCCUCCCCCACUCUCUUUCCAGGGAAGACCCUGUGAUGUGCUACCAAUCAACACACAGAGAUAAGAGUCCAACCCUUCCCUUCUCCAGAUGUCCUGCUACCCCUGAGGAAAAUUGAGCACUUAACUCCUCCCUUUUGGAGGGGCCCCACCUGAAAUGUCAGGCUGGGCACUUUGGUACCGAAUAUAUUUAUUGCCUACGUGUGUGUGUGUGUGUGUGUGUGUGUGUGUGUGUGUGUGUAGACAUGUGUGGACAUGUCUGGAGCAGGUGCAUGUCCAGGCACCUCAUGUGUAUGUGUGUGCAUGCAUGCGUGUGUGCACACACAUGUGGACAUGUUCAGAGCAGGUGUGUGGAACUUUCAGGGAUGACAGAGUGGGGAAGAAUUUACCAUGUCCAGACACUCUGAUGUCCCCAGUAGUCCAGUGGGAAUCAGGUCCCCUUCUGGUCUCCUUCCCCUCACCUCCACCUUUGUGAACAAUAAAUCAAUAUGCACAAG